Molecule: messenger RNA, 359 nt
Organism: Peromyscus californicus insignis
Lineage: Eukaryota; Metazoa; Chordata; Mammalia; Rodentia; Cricetidae
Product: ribonuclease P protein subunit p29-like
Exons: 3
Coding region: 99-356 (85 amino acids)
Source: RefSeq, a predicted model, not a curated record
GUCCUGGUGGCUGAAAGCUGCUGAACAAAGUGAAGAAAGGGAAAGAGUGAGUGAGACCUGAAGGAAACGUCAUCAAAACGCUCCGGAAGCAUCCGACAAUGAAGGCUGUGAUUUACCAUGCCUUUUCUCAUAAAGAAGCCAAGGAGCACGAUGUACAGGAGCUGGGAAGCCAGCUGGCUGAGGCCUUUGUGAGGGCCUUCCUGAAGCAGAGCAUACCUCACUGGAGCCAGCAAGACUGUGAGAGCCAUCUGCAACGCAAGGCUGUGGUCUUGGAAUACUUGUCAGAAGCCAAAGCAGCAGCAGAAGAAAUCCAAAGGCCUCACUGCCAAACAGAGGAGAGACAUGAGGCUCUUUGACAU